This is a messenger RNA of Drosophila takahashii, 556 nucleotides long. NCBI's taxonomy places the organism in Eukaryota, Metazoa, Arthropoda, Insecta, Diptera, Drosophilidae. The record is from RefSeq and is a predicted model, not a curated record.
CAUUCAAGCUUCAAUAAUGGAACACUGGACCCUGUCUGGCCUUCUCGUGAUCUCCGUCCUUCUUGGACUGAGUCAAGCUUUUGCCCCCUGCAAUUCGGAGGGAAAAGCUCACUGUGUCAGCCGGCAAAAUUGUGACAUUCAUAUACAAUAUCGUAUGGGACUGGAUCAGGGUCAGGACGCUAGGUGCUCAAAUGAUGAAGUCUGCUGCUCAUAUGAACACAUUAAUUUGCCCUGUGGACCGAAUGGAGUAGGCAAGUGCGUGACUAAGGAUUUGUGCAAAGUGCCUUUCACUUACCGCUCAUACUCAUUUGGCGAUUGCCCGGCAGAUUUUACUUGCUGCCCAGAAACAAAAAAAGUUCUGCUGAGCCUUCCUAAUGAUCCACUAUAAGAAAAUAAUCGAACAAGAUGUCCAAGAAGGUAUGGAUCUCUUUCUAAAAUGGUUUAAACAGGUGCCAAAAUAAAAUUGAUAUCCACAAAGUGCCAAUCAUUCUUGAUUUUUUAAUUUUGGAUCCUAACAAUUUUAUCAAAACAAUAAAUUGUUUUUAACCUUAUGAUA